Messenger RNA from Neocloeon triangulifer, 1510 nucleotides. Its product is annotated as acyl-CoA Delta-9 desaturase-like. Gene Ontology annotation, cellular component: endoplasmic reticulum membrane. The record is from RefSeq and is a predicted model, not a curated record. Bases 55 to 1245 code for a protein of 396 amino acids. Gene Ontology annotation, molecular function: iron ion binding; stearoyl-CoA 9-desaturase activity. The transcript has 4 exons. Gene Ontology annotation, biological process: unsaturated fatty acid biosynthetic process. NCBI's taxonomy places the organism in Eukaryota, Metazoa, Arthropoda, Insecta, Ephemeroptera, Baetidae.
AAAGCAAGAGGUGCACUGGGCGGGGGAGGGGGCCGUCGAGUUAAUAAAAGUGGAAUGGUCCUACGGCACUCCAUACAAACAAACACACCAGUUGACGCAGAGCGGUUCAUUGCAUAUUUACUGCAGAUAGGCCGAUCAGCAAUGGCACCCAACCUGCCAAGUCCGACGGCGAAGGAAUACCUUCCGGCCGCGGCGCCGAUGGACUCGGCGUUGCCCGAAGCGGCCAAAGUGGAGGCCAAUCCCCAAAAAGAGACAUACAAAGUGCACUUGGUGUGGCGAAACAUUAUCGCUUUCAUAUACUUGCACCUUGGAGCGCUUUACGGCCUUUACCUUUGUGUCUCACUGAAUGCCAGAUUUUACACCUUUCUCUGGGCGUUUCUGGUCGCGGCGAUGGGCGCGAUGGGCAUCACAGCCGGCGCCCAUCGACUGUGGUCGCACCGGGCGUACAAGGCCAAGUGGCCGCUGCGGCUCAUGCUGGCCGCCUUCCAGACCAUGGCCUUCCAGAACCACAUUUACGAGUGGGUGCGCGACCACCGCGUGCACCACAAGUUCAGCGAGACGGACGCCGACCCGCACAACGCGUCGCGCGGCUUCUUCUUCUCGCACGUCGGCUGGCUGCUGUGCCGCAAACACCCUGACGUCCGACGCAAGGGGGCCACUGUUGACAUGAGCGACAUGGACGCUGACCCCAUCGUCGUAUGGCAGAGACGCACCUACCUCGUCCUCAUGCCGCUCCUCUGCUUCGUCCUGCCAGUCUGGGUGCCCUGCUACUUCUGGAGCGAGAAAGGAUGGUACUCGUGGUAUGUCGCUGGCGUAAUGCGUUAUGUGCUGUCGCUGAACGGAACGUGGCUGGUGAACAGCGCCGCUCACAUAUGGGGAGUAAAACCUUACGACAAGAACAUCAGCCCUACCGAGAACCGUGCGGUGGCGAUCGCAGCGUUUGGCGAGGGUUGGCACAACUACCACCACGUCUUCCCUUGGGACUACAAGGCGGCCGAGCUGGGCAACUACAAAUUGAACCUGACGACGGCCUUCAUUGACUUCUUCGCCAAAAUCGGCUGGGCGUACGACCUGAAGGCGGUGCCCGUGGCCCUGGUGAAGAAACGGGCCGAGCGGACCGGCGACGGCUCGUGGGUCAACCACCACCACAAGGAGGGUGAAACGGCCCUUUGGGGGUGGGGAGACAAGGACAUGAGCGCCGAGGAGAGGACCGAGAUCGAGCAGUACAAGGAAAAGUCCUAUUGAAGAAAAUUUGGAGAAGAGUUGUGAAAUUUUAUAUAAAUGGAUAUUUUUAGAAGGAGAAAUUUUUUAACUUUCUACAACUGCGACUCUCGUUUCCAAUGUCACCAAAAAUUUAUAUUUUCUAAUUGUAAAUAAUAAAAUAUAAUAUUUUCAUAAGCUGGUGAGUUAUUGUCGUGACGGGAUUAAAAAACUGCCUUCCAAAAAUGAAUGUAAAAAAAAUGUCAAUUAUUUAUUGUUAAUAAAGACAGCAAACCAGACUUGGCUGGAA